Drosophila virilis is the source of this 1642-nucleotide messenger RNA. RefSeq lists its product as uncharacterized. The record is from RefSeq and is a predicted model, not a curated record. NCBI's taxonomy places the organism in Eukaryota, Metazoa, Arthropoda, Insecta, Diptera, Drosophilidae.
UUUAAUUUUGCUAUUUGUUUGAUUUAAAGUCACGUCACAAUUUCAAUGCAAGUGCUGUAACUAGUUGUCUUCCGUAUUCGCGUGCAUUUUCUUUUUACGUUUUCUGCUUAAAUUUAAGUGUGUUGUGCGGCGCUUUUCAUUUCAACAAGCGGCAGACGAAAACGCUGAUGAGUCGUUGGAGCGGAGGGGGGCACGGUGGGUGGUGGGCGGCGUAGGCGAACCAGCUGCAGCCUGUAGCAACAUUUUCACUUUCGUUUUUGCCGCAGACGCCACUAAAAUGAAAAUUACGUGCACUACAAUGUGGCACAACACACACACACACACACACACACGCACACACACAGUCAACGCCAGGCGGCUUUACCGUUAGACAGCUCAAUGGGCAGCUCAAGAGCGUCAGACCGACUGCGAAGCAGCGCACAGUUAUUGGCGUAUGUUUUGGCCGAUUCUCUUUGUGGCAACUACAUGUUGCAAUGUCUGAGGAAAUGUUGGCAAUUGAAUAAGCAGCCAAUGCGACAACACAGCGAGGAACUCAUUCCAACAUACUGUGACCGCAUCAGAAUGUCGUUGUCCACGGCGUUGAUACCGCAGCAGCGACAGCCAUGCAAUCGGAAGAGUGCCCAGAUCUUUGCCAGAAUCUUCGAGCAGCGCUAUGGUAACUGGAGUUAUAUGAAAAGCCGCAGCAUUUGCCGCACCGCGUCCGUUGUCGAGCAGCAGGCUAGCGGCCUAGUGAGAUGUGUCAACCAGGUGGGCAACCCAUUGCAGACGCAGCGAAGUGCCAGCCUUUUGGCGCUUCAACGACAACAAUUGCUGGGCUUGCACAGGGAGGAUUAUCGCAUCUAUCCGCAAAGCGUCGACUUGGAUGCGUUCUUUGGAGAGGAGCAAAAGUGUGAGAAGGUAUCGGAUGUUUGCCUGCUCAACGAUCACUUUAUGCUGGUCAAGAUGCCACAGGAGCAGCAGGCCAAGGUGUUCCAGCCAGCGCCCGUUGAGCUGCAGCACAAACUGGGCUCCCGGCUGCCGCGCUGUUUUAAAUGUUAUCGCGGCAGCCGUGUUUCGCCCAUCUUGGAGGAGCAGGAACAACCCGCACCUCAAACUGACUAUAGACCCUGGAACUCAUACGACGAUGAGGACGUCGAGGUUUUUGCCUCGAGCACGCGAAUUCUACCCGCUUAUGGCCAGCAACAAAUGCAGGCCGGUUCCAGUUCCACGCCCGCCUCCAAAUCUGUGCCGGAGUCCGUCAUAGUGGAGCAGCCGCUGCCACAGCGGAGCGCACCGGCUGCAUCACUGCAGCUGCAACUGGAGACGUUCCAAUCGCCGCCGCCAGCUGAUCCAUCUGCACAUGCCAUCAGCCGCGGUCCGCUGCACUGGUUCCUCUGGCCCUUCCGGCGGCGCUUUGCCAGCCGGCCCAGAGCUCAACUGGCCGCCGUACACAAGACCUACUUUGUCAGUUGGAACAAGCCGCCGGAUACGCUCUGGCAUGGCUAUGGCGUGGAGCGUGUCCAGGUGGACAAGGUUGUCCUGCGGCGCUGCCGUUCCGCCAUAUUUUAAAGAAUUUCUAUCGAAGCUUGUGUAUAUUUUGUAUAUAUUGGGGAAUCGACAACCACAACCAAAACGCUUAAUAAAAUAACAAGAAAAUUGUUAA